AAUCUGCAGCCUUCAGGCUGUCCCUCUUUGGUUGGGAAGGGAGCUACAGCAACGACGAGGAGGACUGGCUCCUUCAUGAGCUGUGACUCUGAGGUCCCUGCUCCCACUUGAGGGUUAACAGGGGUCCCGGGCUAGGGGGCACAACAUGGGCAGCCCCCAGAGCAGCUCCCUUCAGCUUGGACUGUCUGCACCUUUCCCAAGGCCCUGAGUCUUCAGCCUCUGGGCUUAUUGAGGUCAGGAGUGAGAGCUGUGCUGUGGGAGGCUACCCGGACUGCACUCUGCAAGUAUGGCGCUGCUGAAAGUCAAAUUUGACCAGAAGAAGCGGGUCAAGUUGGCCCAAGGGCUCUGGCUCAUGAACUGGUUCUCCGUGUUGGCUGGUAUCAUCAUCUUCGGCUUAGGGCUGUUCCUGAAGAUUGAACUCCGGAAGAGAAGUGAUGUGAUGAAUAAUUCUGAGAGCCAUUUUGUGCCCAAUUCCUUGAUCGGGGUGGGGGUGCUGUCGUGUGUCUUCAAUUCUCUGGCUGGCAAGAUCUGUUACGACGCCCUGGACCCUGCCAAGUACGCCAAGUGGAAGCCCUGGCUGAAGCUGUAUCUGGCCGUGUGUGUCCUCUUCAACGUGGUCCUCUUCCUGGUGGCCCUCUGCUGCUUCCUCCUGCGGGGCUCGCUGGAGAGCACGCUGGCCCAUGGACUCAAGAACGGCAUGAAAUUCUACCGGGACACGGACACCCCAGGCCGGUGUUUCAUGAAGAAGACCAUCGACAUGCUGCAGAUCGAGUUCAAGUGCUGCGGCAACAACGGCUUUCGGGACUGGUUUGAGAUUCAGUGGAUCAGCAACCGCUAUCUGGAUUUUUCCUCCAAAGAAGUCAAAGAUCGCAUCAAGAGCAAUGUGGACGGGCGGUACCUGGUGGACGGUGUCCCCUUCAGCUGCUGCAACCCCAACUCACCGCGGCCCUGCAUCCAGUACCAGCUCACCAACAACUCUGCGCACUACAGCUACGACCACCAGACGGAGGAGCUCAACCUGUGGCUGCGUGGCUGCAGGGCCGCCCUGCUGAGCUAUUACAGCAACCUCAUGAAUACCAUAGGUGCUGCGACGCUCCUCGUCUGGCUCUUUGAGGUGACCAUCACUGUCGGGCUACGCUACCUGCACACGGCGCUGGAAGGCAUGGCCAACCCCGAAGACCCCGAGUGUGAGAGUGAGGGCUGGCUUCUGGAGAAGAGCGUGCCAGAGACCUGGAAGGCCUUUCUGGAGAGUGUGAAGAAGCUGGGCAAGGGCAACCAGGUGGAAGCUGAGGGCGAGGAUGCAGGCCAGGCCCCGGCGGCAGGCUGA
Molecule: messenger RNA, 1327 nt
Organism: Bubalus bubalis (water buffalo)
Lineage: Eukaryota; Metazoa; Chordata; Mammalia; Artiodactyla; Bovidae
Gene: PRPH2
Product: peripherin 2
Exons: 3
Coding region: 287-1327 (346 amino acids)
Biological process (GO): visual perception
Cellular component (GO): membrane
Source: RefSeq, a predicted model, not a curated record